Messenger RNA from Gigantopelta aegis, 2767 nucleotides. Its product is annotated as plasminogen-like. Bases 1010 to 1633 code for a protein of 207 amino acids. Lineage: Eukaryota; Metazoa; Mollusca; Gastropoda; Neomphalida; Peltospiridae. The transcript has 2 exons. The record is from RefSeq and is a predicted model, not a curated record.
UUCACCGACAGCGAGCGGGGCUAACGAAUAUUGUUCUCGAACUAUUUGACUGGUUCCAGACGUGGUCAUUUGGUUUGACGUGAAGCACAUUGUCUAGACGAUUUUAGGGAACGUUUUUUUCGGUUCUGUCUGCUUGAACUUAAUUUUUAUAUACUUACCUUUUGUGACACCCAAUAGCCGAUGUGUAUUUUUGUGCUAGGGUGUCGUUAAACAUCAUUCAUUCUCAUCCAUUGUCCAAGCAACAAACGAUUCGCUAAUGUUCUCGAACUAUUUGAUUGGUUCCCGACGUGGACAUUUGGUUUAAAGUGAAACAUAUAGUCUACACGAGUCUAGCGAACGUGUUUCUUCUUUCUUUGGUUGAACUCAACGCAGUCUAAGUUUAGCCAACCGCUUUUCGCCAAACGUAUGCAAACUGACUUGACUGGUUCUUGACAUGGUUAUCCGGUUUAAUGUGUAACUUAAAAGUCAGUCUAGCGAGAACAUAAAGCUGCGUUCAUAAGAAGUCGUGAAUAUCAUAUUUUCCAAUUCACAAGGCGUGAAGAGCGUUCGUUUGGCGAAAUAACCCGUGAACACAACUUCUGAACUGGGAUGGGAUUUUCUUUCUUAAUCUUCUGUCUUAAUUCAUGAUAUUCAUGAGUACCAAAUGAACGCAGCAUAACAUCAUCGUGCAGGUCUCCAGAAAAAUGAUCUAGAAGAAAAACAACAACAACAACUACAACGACAUCAAGACAAAAAAAAAAAGACAAAAAAAGACAAAAAAGAAAGAAAGAAAAGCAGAAGUUGGCUAGAAACGGAUGAGUGAACUUGAGACAAGUACAACCAGAAAAAUCUAGGAGAAAAAGAAAAAGAACAACUACAACAACAUCAAGAAAAAAAAAGAAGAAAGAAAGAAAGAAAUACCGAAAAAGAGAAGAAGUUAGCUACAAACGUCUGACUGGACUUGGGACAGGUAACACACAAGCCAAACGUGUCUUCACACAAAUGAUUUAUUCUAUGUAGCAGAUUCAAGAUGGAGGUUAUUUCGUAUGUUUCCACGUCAGUUCACUAUCUUAUCAUCCUGUUUAUGCUUUUCUGCCAAACUAAAGCCGUCCCCACUCAGCCAUGCGCUCGUAUUGUACCCUACUCAUACGUCGCCUGCUAUAACGAUUUCGACGUCACGAAAUUCGACUUGUACAACGUCAGCAGAAAGCAGUUCCACGACUGCGCGAACGACUGCGCAGUAGACCCGAUUUGCUCGUCGUUUCUUUCCGAUAGCCGCCAUGACACGUGUUCCCACUAUCGUCCAAAAUCUACGAACAGCGAUUCAUCCCCCGAACAGAGGACAUAUCUCAAGUACGAGACACAAGAUAAAUGCAUUUCUGAACCGGAAAUAGAAUGUUGUAGCAACGUUGACGGAAGUGGAAUGUACACUGGGAGAAAAGUGACAACCAAAUCGGGACUGGCGUGCCAGAGGUGGGACCAGAACAGUCCUCAAGUCAACGCUUACACCAACCCAGCCAUCUACCCAGAAUCGUCCCUCCAAGCCGCAGAGAACUUUUGCCUGGCACUGGACCAUCCCGAGCCCUGGUGCUACACCAUGGACCCAGCCAUCAAGUGGCAGUCGUGUGGAAUUACUCGCUGCGUAACUAACUAAACAGAGAAUGUCAGUCGUUCACAAAGUGUAUUCUACACCAAUUAUUAAAUCAAAGUGUAUAUGUAAUAUAUACACCUAUAUAUUUUCAGUUUAUAUAUUAUAUACAAUUUCCAACCUAUAACAUGACUGUAAGGUAGUGAUAUCAACCCUGGCUCUACCAAAUUAGUUUCUGGGAUUAAUAAACUUUAUAUAAAAAUUUCAGUGUACUCUAGUGGUGUAAUUAAACUAAGACUAUAUGUCAGAAUUACCAAAUGUUUGACAUCCAAUAGCUGGUGAUUAAUAAAUUAAUGUGCUCUAGUGGUUUCGUUAAACAAAAGAAACUUUAACAAACUUUUGUACCAAAAUAGAAAGUUCCAUGUCAAAGUUCGACUUGCACCGUCAAAUAAUUACGGAGUAAACAUAGUUGCGGUUUCGAUUAGUAGUAAUAUAUGACAUUGCAGUAUAAACCAGAGGUUGAAACCAGUGCAGGGUUUCCCCAAAAAUGGAACUGCGAUUUUUAGCAAAAAUUAGGGUUGUUAUUAAAAACAUUAACUAAAUCUCUUAAAUUGUAUGCGACCUCCCAUUUUCUUGCAGGUAGAUUAAAUGUGAGGUCCCACAGUACGAAUUGAUUUGGUUCAUUGUAACCUUUACCUAUGUGGUGAUAUGGAUUCAAAUGGUUGUCCAAGACACAGAAUGUUUACCUAUAUGAUGGUACAGAUUCAAAUGGUUAUCCAAGACACACAGAAUGGUUACCUAUAUGAUGGUACAGAUUCAAAUGGUUGUCCAAGACACACAAAAUGUUUACCUAUAUGAUGGAACAGAUUCAAAUGGUUGUUCAAGACACACAAAAUGUUUACCUAUAUGAUGGAACAGAAAAAAUGGUUGUCCAAGACUCAAAAUGUUUUCAUAUAUGAUGGUAUAGAUUCACACACAAAAUGUUUUUGUUUAUUUAUUUAUUUAUUUAUUUUUUAAACGCCACACACAUUUAUGAUUUAACACAGACAAUGAUAUUUUUGUUUUGUUUUUUGGACAUUACAAACAUGGAUGAUGAUGAGAUGAAUGGUGACGCAGCAAUAUUUCGAUUUCAGUAUGGGACUACUUGACAGGGCCGUGCUUCACGCUUGCUGUCAGUUGGGCUAUCUCGGUAUCACCCGA